Catharus ustulatus (Swainson's thrush) is the source of this 2645-nucleotide messenger RNA. RefSeq names its product protocadherin alpha-2-like. Bases 27 to 2645 code for a protein of 872 amino acids. The transcript has a single exon. Gene Ontology annotation, molecular function: calcium ion binding. NCBI's taxonomy places the organism in Eukaryota, Metazoa, Chordata, Aves, Passeriformes, Turdidae. Gene Ontology annotation, biological process: homophilic cell-cell adhesion. The record is from RefSeq and is a predicted model, not a curated record. Gene Ontology annotation, cellular component: plasma membrane.
CGGAGGCGAGAGCAGCGGCGGCAGAGAUGGGCGAGCGUUGCUGUGCGGUGCUGCGGGUGCUGGUGCUGCAGGCGGCCUGGGCGCUGGCGGGCGGGCAGGUGCGCUACUCGGUGCCGGAGGAAGCCAAGGCCGGCACGGUGGUGGGCCGUCUGGCGCAGGACCUGGGCCUGGAGGCGGGCGAGGCGGAGGCGCGGCGGCUGCGGCUGGUGGCGCAGGGCCGGCGGGCGAGCGUGGAGGUGAGCGGCGCGAGCGGCGCGCUGCUGGUGAGCUCGCGGCUCGACCGGGAGGAGCUGUGCGGCAAGAGCGCGCCGUGCGCGCUGCGCCUGGAGGUGCUGCUGGAGCGGCCGCUGCGCGUCUUCCAUGUGCAGCUGGAGGUCACCGACAUCAAUGACAAUGCCCCCAUCUUCCCCGCCGCCCGAAAAAACCUCAGCAUCGCGGAAUCGUCUUUGCCGGGUUCUCGUUUCCCGCUGGAGGGCGCGUCGGAUGCGGAUACCGGAGCGAACGCGCAGCUCUCCUACACACUCAGCCCCAGCGAGCAUUUUAGCUUGGAAGUCAAAUCCAAAGAUGAAAAAAAAAGCUCCGUGUUUCUGGUACUCACGAAAUCUCUGGACCGCGAGACGAUUCCCGUGCACCGGUUGGUGCUGACGGCGACUGACGGGGGCCGGCCGUCUCUGACAGGCACCAUGGAACUGGUGAUCUCAGUGCUGGAUGCAAACGACAACGCGCCCCAGUUCAAUCAGUCGGUGUAUAAAGUGCAACUGCCGGAAAACACGGCCCCAGGAACUGUGUUUUUCCAGCUAACCGCGACUGACAAAGACGAGGGAAUUAAUCAAGAAAUACAUUAUUCUUUCAGCGACACGGCAUCUGCCUAUCUUCAAGAACUUUUCAAAAUUGACGAAAAGUCGGGGGAAAUACGGACAGCAGGGGAACUGGAUUUCGAGGAUCUUCAGUCAUAUGACCUGGAGAUCGAAGCUAGAGAUAAAGGAAUACCUCCGCUGUCCGGUCACUGCAGCGUGGAACUCGAAGUACUGGAUGUGAACGACAACGCUCCGGAGGUGUGGGUGACGUCGCUGUCGGUGCCGGUGCCGGAGGACGCGUCGGUGGGGACGGUGGUGGCCCUGCUGAGCGUGUCGGACCGAGACUCGGGGACGAACGGGCGCGUGCGGUGCUGGGUGUGGCCGGCGGCGCCGUUCGGGCUGGAGGCGACGUUCGCGGGCUCGUACUCGCUGGUGCUGCGCGAGGCGCUGGACCGGGAGCGGGUGUCGGAGUACGAGGUGGAGGUGCGUGCGGAGGACGGCGGGGCGCCGGCACUGGGCGCCAGGCGCGGGCUGCGGGUGCCGGUGUCGGACGUGAACGACAACGCGCCCUUGUUCGCGCAGGCCGUGUACACGGUGCUGGCGCGGGAGAACAACGCGGCGGGCGCGGAGCUGGCGCGGCUGUGGGCGCGGGACCCGGACGAGGCGGGCAACGGGCGCGUGAGCUACUCGGUGUGGGAGGGCGCGGCGGGCGGCGUUGGGGCCGCGGCUGGCAGCGGCUGGCGUGCGGCGUCGAGCUACGUGUCGGUGGACGCGGAGAGCGGGCGCGUGUGGGCGCUGCAGCCCUUGGACUACGAGGAGCUGCAGGUGCUGCAGUUCGAGGUGCGCGCGGUGGACGCGGGGGAGCCGCCGCUGUGCGGCAACGCCACGGUGCAGCUCUUCGUGCUGGACGAGAACGACAACGCACCGGCGCUGCUGCUGCCCGCGGGCUCGGCGCCGGAGGCGGGCGCCGUGGCGGCCGAGGCAGCCUCGGCAUCGUCGUCGUCGUCGUUGGUGGGGCCGGUGUCGGGGUCGGGCACGCUGUGGGCGUGGGCGGCGUGGGGGGCGCCGGCGGGCCAGGUGGUGGCCAAGAUCCGCGCCGUGGACGCCGACUCGGGCUACAACGCGUGGCUGCGCUACGAGCUGUGGGAGCCGCGGGCCAAGGGCCCGUUCCGCGUGGGGCUCUACAGCGGCGAGGUGAGCACGGCGCGGCCGCUGGACGAGGCGGACGGCGCUCGCCACACGCUGCUGAUCGUCGUGCGCGACCACGGCGAGCCGGCGCGCUCGGCCACGGCCACGCUCAGCGUGUCGCUGCUCGAGGCCAACGAGGCGGCGCUGGCCGCGGGAUCCUCGGCGGCGUCGUCGUCAGGGUCAGUGUCGCGGUCGGCGUUGGGCGUGGAUGUGGGCGGCGCUGCGGCCAGCGCGGCGACCAACGUGUGGCUGGUGGUGGCGAUCUGCGCCGUGUCGAGCCUGUUCCUGCUGGCGCUGGUGCUGUACGGGGCGUCGCGCUGGGCGCCGCGGGCGGCCGUGCUCUCGGGGCCCGGGCCCACGACGCUCGUGUGCGCCAGCGAAGUGGGCAGCUGGUCGUACUCGCAGCGCCACAGCCGCAGCCUGUGCGUGGCGGACGGCGCGGCCAAGAGCGACCUCAUGGUUUUCAGCCCCAACUUCCCUCCGCCGCCGCCCGGCGCCGCGCCCAAGGACACGCAGCCGGAGCCCUCUGUUCUCCUCCACACGGUCAGUGACACUGCCUUGCUCUUGCCUCUCACCCAGACCCAACCUUUCUGUCCCUCCAGGUGUGUAGGGUCUGUGGGAAUCCAGAGUCCGUUCCCCCGGCCCGAGAGCGAUGUGUAA